Messenger RNA from Salvia miltiorrhiza (redroot sage), 1350 nucleotides. RefSeq names its product protein CONSERVED ONLY IN THE GREEN LINEAGE 160, chloroplastic. The transcript is spliced from 9 exons. NCBI's taxonomy places the organism in Eukaryota, Viridiplantae, Streptophyta, Magnoliopsida, Lamiales, Lamiaceae. The record is from RefSeq and is a predicted model, not a curated record. Bases 99 to 1112 code for a protein of 337 amino acids.
UUUAUUUAUGGAAAAUGAGUCGAACACCAAAGCCAUCUCGAAACCAAACAACACAAUUGUUGAGAUAUUUGCUAUCCCAACACACAGAGUGAGAAUCAAUGGCGGCAGUUCGUUGCUGCCUCUCAGUGACCUCCGCCGCCGUUCCCAGCUCCCAGGACUCCCCACCGUCACAAGCAGCGGCCACAUCGAAGCCGCCGACCAAGAUCAUACUGCCGAACAAGAAGGCGGAGAAAUGGUCGACUGGGGUGGCCCCUGGGGAAUACGGCGGCCCACCCACCACCACCAAGCUCCGGAAAUACUGGGGCGGAGAGAAAGACCCUCUCGCCUCCGAUGAUUACUUGUGGAACAAAGAUUUCAUGGAUAGCAUGAAGAAGUUCAUUCAAGACCCCGAUCAUGUUUCGCCUGCAUCUGCUAAGGAGGAGCCUUCGGGAUUCCUUAGCCUGAAUAGAGUCAUGAGCUUGGACAAUUUGGAAGUCGACUUGAGUAAAGAACUAGCAGCUCCUUCCGCGUCACUAGUGGAAGAGCAAGUUGAGGAGGAACAAACUGUUAGCACUGCUGGUAGGAGAUGGAGACCAGCUCCAACACGUCGUGAGCUAGACAAGUGGGAUCGAGCUGCCAAAGCUGCAACUGGAGGCAGUGAUGUCAUGUUUCGGGAAUCAAGACGCCCCAGAGGAGAUCCUGUAGUUUUGGCUGCUCAGUCGAGGGAACAAUAUUAUAAGUUGAAAAACAAAUUGCAAAUACUCACUGUGGGAAUCGGUGGCAUUGGCUUGCUUUCAGCCUAUUUCACAUAUUCUCCAGAAAUUGCGGCAAGCUACGGUGCUGGCUUGCUCGGUGCUUUGGCAUACAUGCGGAUGCUUGGUAACAGUAUCGAUUCCAUGGCCGAUGGAGCAAGAGGGGUGAUCAAGGGAGCUAUGGGGCAGCCAAGGCUGUUGGUUCCUGUUGUCUUGGUGAUGGUAUUUAAUCGAUGGAACGGGAUUUUGGUACCCGAUUAUGGAUUCUUUCCCCUUGAAUUGAUCCCGAUGCUGGUCGGGUUCUUCACCUACAAGAUCGCCACUUUUAUGCAGGCGAUAGAGGAGGCCGUGAACGUUGCUGCCGGAAAUACCGAAGCUUAAUUCAGCCUACAAUGCAGAUAGUGAUGAAAAGAUUGUAGAUGUUGAUAUGCAUACUUGUAUUUCAUGUUACCAUUUUUCUCUUCCCAGAUUGUGUAAAUGAAAUCAUGUUGGAUCAUUUGCUGCAAAGUAAUGUUACAUCUUAUGUUUCUUGAGGGCUAUAUUUCCCGAUCACAAAUAGGGCUGUAAAUGAAAAUGAUUAUUCGAGAUUUGAUUCGAAAAAAGUUCGUUCAAAGUUCAA